Messenger RNA from Fusarium odoratissimum NRRL 54006, 1729 nucleotides. RefSeq lists its product as uncharacterized. The record is from RefSeq and is a predicted model, not a curated record. Lineage: Eukaryota; Fungi; Ascomycota; Sordariomycetes; Hypocreales; Nectriaceae. The transcript is spliced from 2 exons. Bases 99 to 473 code for a protein of 124 amino acids.
CGAGCUCAGAUUGGAAUUUGACCGGCAGUGGGACAGGUUUUGCUGACGGCGAGACGUAGUUGGCUGGAAGCGUCGUCUCGGCGGUGGUCUUGGUGGAGAUGCAGGAGAAGGCAGAGGAGGAGGAGGGGCCAGUCCAAAGACAGACGUUGCUGGUGCUGAUGAUGGAGGUGCUGGAGGGGGGAAAGAAAAUGAGAAUGGUGGCGAUGAGCAUGCAGGAGGUUGGUUAUGCUGAUGCUGAUAACCAAACCCGGAAGGUUGAGGUUGCUGAUGACUUGAUAUUGAUGGGUCGUCGCCCACAAAACCCUGAUACUGUUGGGCGUUGUGGUUUUUGUGGUGGAGCUGGUUCUGAUUUUGCAGUAAGCCAAGAUAGUAUAAGCUGGGGUCUCCCGGCUGUUCGAGACAAAACGCAGACUCUGCUAAAAUCUCGUCUAUUGAUGAGGAACUUCCCUCUUCAGGCUGGGCUGUCAACGUGAUGACUGAUUCUUCCCUGGGACUAUCCGUGCCGGACGCUUGUCUCCCUCCUUGACCGAGCCCAACACCAAGCUGCGGGAUCUGCAACUGGCGCUGGCCUCGUGCGUGGGUGCCCUGAUACUGAUCCUGAUCCUGGCUAGCCUGCUCCUUGUCUGUUCCGUGCUGCCAACAACCCUGCGUCCAGUGGCGACCUAUUUUGGUGGACCGUUGGACGUUACCGAAGCCAGAUGCGGUUGGCACCUCUUGGGUUUGCAGAGCUUGCUCUACAGCGCGUCCUCUGCCUUGCCCGCCUGGGUCCUGGUCUCGAGGUUGGGCUUUGACUUUAGCGGUGACUGGCGACACUUGGGCACCGCGAGAGGCUGGGCUAAACCCUCUGUUUGUCGGUUGAGAAUCUCUGGGUUUCAAUCCCUCUCCCAAAUUCAGCUCCCGACUUUCUUGUGACUCUGCGACCAAGCGGUUUCCGGCUGGCGAGUCACAGCGCAGCCCACCGUAUGCUGAAUGAUCAAUGAUUGCGGUGGCUGUCACGGCGAACGCCGCUUGUUGUCAAUCGACUUUUAACACCGCGACAAGGCUUGUCGUAUUUCUGCGAAACUGUUCAAAGUCCCGUACCUAGGACUUAGCAUCUAUCCUGUCAACUGAGGUUUUGCACCGUGAUGUACCCCUCGUGUGGUGUGACAGAUGUCUCGUCGUCCGGGUCGCAACGUGGCUUGUCCCUUGUUUGUUCCAAAGAUAGCGAAAUUGCGUCAGUUAUGGGGUAUUUUGAUUGAAAUAUCAAUUCUCGAAAAUUGAACAUGUAGAAACGAUUCAACCUGUCGUUUAUUAAGAUCGAACCCGUCGCGGUCCGGAUCAAAGAUCGAAACGGAUCACGACCUUGUCUGUGCUGGCAACGCAGAAUGUCUGGGUCCUUUGGGGACAGCUGGUGACAACCAAACAAGUUGCAGAUAUCAAUAGCAUGCGCGGCAGAUGACUCUUCCAAUAUCUCUCUGUAUCUCGCGUACAAGGCUAUCCCUUGUUUUGACGAUGCCCAACGACCACUCGAGCCUUCUUCCCCGUCUGUGGUAGGAUAAUGAUGGCGGUACGCCGUCUCUAAGUUACGAUCGCCCUCAAGCGGAGCUGAGAUACCUCGUACGAAACUCGAAUAGGCGACAUCAAACUUUGUUUUCUUUCAAGAGAUCAGCGCUUGUUGGCGAGACUAGUACUGUAGUGCCGUGAGGUAAGUUGUAGACGCGAAGAGAAAUAAUGAUGGGGGUACUAUGAC